AUGGUUAUCAAAUGGUUCACUAUUAUUUUGAUGAACUCAGUAUUAUGGACUCUAUGUCUAUGUCAACAAGAAUGUACUAGUUCAAUAAAUAAUAGCACACAGAUUGUUUUUGAAUGUUUAUCGGAUGUCAUAAUCGAUGAACUUCCAUUGUACGGCUAUACUGCUCCCGAAUUAGCUACUAUAACAUCGAUUGUAGUAAAUGGCGUUAAUGAUACUACUCUAGGUCCUUUUACAUCGAUUCCUCCAAAUAUCUGCUUGCUUUUUAAUUUAAAGAGUAUUGAUUUUUCACACAAUCGCAUUGCUCAAGUCGAUCCCGUAGGUAUAUUAAAUAAUUGCUUACCGAAUUUGACUAGUUUAGAUGUUAGUUAUAAUAAUAUAUCGGAAUUUCCAUCUGCUGUAAUCUAUAAUAUGCCAGCAUUACAAUAUCUUUAUUUUCAACAUAAUCAACUGGUUAAUGUACCUGGUAAUGCUUUUUACAAUAUAUCAAAUCUAGAGAUCAUUGACUUCUCAUACAAUUUUUUGACGAAUUUUGAGUUAUGGACGUUGGCAGUGCGUCAAAGUGCCGACUUUAGUAACAAUCGAAUUUCUAUUAUAACGAAUAGCAUCUUUAAUAAUAUAUCUCAAUAUACAUUGUUAGAGUCAAAAAUUUAUCUUGCCAAUAAUAGUGCAACAAUUAAUUUAACAGACGCUAUAUAUGAAAUGUAUAGUUCAUGUAGUGAAGUUUACUAUUGGCUUAAUUCAUCAACACCAAUUGAGCUGUUAACUAAACCAUUGCUGAGUUCAGCUCUGCCUUAUAUUGAUUUUGGAACAACUAAAAUCAAUUGUAGUUGUGAUCAAUCGUAUAUUGUAGCAAUGAUUAAUUCAGUUUUUGCUACUGUUGAUCCAGCAACAACUUCAACAAUACCAAUAUAUAGCGCGCAAUGCGCCGAUGGUAGAAAAUUGGUUGAUAGUGCAUGCCAUUUAAAUAUUGAUCAUCCUAAUUCAUCUAUCGACUUUUCACAAGUUUAUCCAAGACAAUGUAAAAUUUAUCAAGAUGAAGGUGGCUAUCUGACUAGCAUGCCUAAUAUUACUGUUCCUACAAUCAACGCGUCAACUUAUCCACAUUACGAAGCACAAUUGAUGACUCCAGGUGCAUGCUUCUUUACUUUUUCGAAUCUGUCAACAGUGAGAAUCAUAUGUACAAAUGAUACAUCAAAUUCCUCGACCAUUCCUAAUGAAUUACGUUCGAACCAUUACUUUUCGAAUAUUACACGUAUUGAUUUUGGUCGUUCUAUCUCUUCAUUACCAUCUUAUACGUGUUCAUUGCCAUCAGGCAAUAUUGAUUUAAGUUUCCAAUCGUUCACUACACUUACCGAUGAAACAUUUCCAUGUCUCAAUUCGUUUCGUUCAGUGAUAUUAAACAAUAAUCAAUUGACAAACGUAACUAUGAAAAGUGGUAAUUUUACUAAUUUAGUUUCGCUUGAUCUUUCAUCAAAUGGAUUAAGAAGAAUUCCUUACUCAAUUCUUACUCCAACACCAAGUUCUUUACGUUUUCUGGAUUUAAGAAAUAAUUCCAUUGAUUCAAUCGAUCUAUUUCUUUACACACUUAAAAAUAUUACAGUCGAUCUUAGGAAUAAUCCCAUCGAUAGUUCAAAUAUUAUCAAUCCAAUAAAUGUUACAUUAUCACAACAAAAUAAUACGAAUUCGCCGUCUAAUAUCAUAUUUCCGAUAGCUAUAAGUAAUAGUACAUAUAUAUUAAAUGAUCAAGCAGCUUUAACUGCUGGUGCAUGUAAUAGUUACGCUGUUCUUGCAUAUCGCAAUGCUCUUCAAUCGACCUACAGUAAUAUUUUAUUAGAUUGCACAUGUGCAUCUAUCAAUUUAAAACAAAUUUUUCUUCGUAAUCAAUCUAAUAUUCUUGAUGAUUUUAACUGCUCAAAUGGAUCCCUAGUUGAAAGUUUUAAUAAUUUAACAAUGUUAUCUUGCGAAUCGACCGCUUUGAAUUUUGCGACAGGGUUAUGUUACACAGAAUCGUUACAGAUACUUCCGGAUAACAUAACAGCGGGAUCUUUAAACACUAGUAUUCAGUUGACCAAUACUCCUAUAACUAUUCUUACAAUAAAUUCAUCAUCAAUUCUAAUCAAAAAUCAACAAUACACAUAUUCACCUGACUUCAAAGGGUCAAGUAGUAAUUUUUAUUCACUGAAGAUAACUAAUACUUCAAACCCAAUAUCAAAUCGAUAUACGGAAACUGUAACAUCAAUAGACCCGUCUCACUCAGAAGUUGUAUUAGUACGUUCGACAAGUAGUAGCAAUCAAAUAAAUAUAUCAUCACCAAUGAAUUUAACAACGAUUUUUAUCGAUACCACAACUGCAUUAUCGGCCACAUCCUUUGUGUCGAAUGCAUCAUUAAUAACUAAAGCAGAAGAAACAUUAUCAGAUAGCAACGUGAUAAUCAGUACGAACUGGACUACAUCAACAACAACGACUACAACCUCUACCUCAACAACGACUAGCACAACCAGCGUAACAACAAGUACAACAUCGACAUCAACUUCGACCACCAGUGUCACCACAAGUACAACUUCAACGUCAUCUACAACUACCAGUGUAACCACAAGUACAACAUCGACAUCGACAUCAACUUCAACAUCGUCUACAACUACAACUACCACUACCACUAUCACCACCAGUACUACUACAAUACUGAUUUUGAAUGGACAUUAUUCCAAUGUAAAUAGUACUGCUUUAAUCAUUGGUCUUGUUCUCGGUUUAGUUGGACUUUUUACAUUAACUGGUGGUAUCACCGCUGCUAUAGUUAUUAAAAUACGAGCGGCCAACAAUACUGUAAUAAAAAGCAAACCCGUCUUUCGAACGGCUGCUAUUAAUCAAGCACCUCAUAAUGCGCUCUUACG
This is a messenger RNA of Rotaria socialis, 2891 nucleotides long. The record is from the annotation of a GenBank genome assembly. Lineage: Eukaryota; Metazoa; Rotifera; Eurotatoria; Philodinida; Philodinidae.